This is a messenger RNA of Telopea speciosissima, 561 nucleotides long. Its product is annotated as transcription factor bHLH120-like. The record is from RefSeq and is a predicted model, not a curated record. NCBI's taxonomy places the organism in Eukaryota, Viridiplantae, Streptophyta, Magnoliopsida, Proteales, Proteaceae. Gene Ontology annotation, molecular function: DNA-binding transcription factor activity, RNA polymerase II-specific; protein dimerization activity; RNA polymerase II transcription regulatory region sequence-specific DNA binding. Gene Ontology annotation, biological process: regulation of transcription by RNA polymerase II. Gene Ontology annotation, cellular component: RNA polymerase II transcription regulator complex. Bases 68 to 538 code for a protein of 156 amino acids. The transcript has 3 exons.
CUCUUUUGAUGAGAAAAAGAAAAAAAAGAUUGAACACAGAGAAGUGGAGCGGCAAAGAAGACAAGAAAUGGGUAACCUCUAUGCAUCACUUCGAUCAAAACUCCCUCUAGAGUAUCUCAAGGGAAAACGUUCUAUCUCUGAUCACAUGAAUGAGGCUACCAAUUACAUAAGAGACUUACAGGAGAGAGUCCAAGAGCUUAAUGAGAAGAGAGAUAGGCUCAGAAAUAUGCCCAAUUCAGCUACUCCUGAUAUAGUUUCUCGCAAUCGUUGUACGCCGGACAUCGUUACAGUCCGGCCAUGUUGCGGCGGAGUAGUGGAGGUUUUGAUCAGCAGUGGAUUGAGGAAUGACGAGUUUCCAUUGUCUAGGGUGCUGAGAUUGAUGGUGGAUCAAGGGUUUUGUAUAUUUAGUUGUUUCUCUAAUACAGUGAAUGAGAGAUCACUUCACACUAUUCAGUCUGAGGUUAGUGAUCUGGGAACUGUGGAUCUAUCUGGACUGCAACAGAUGUUGACUGAUUUUCUUGCAUCUUCCUCGAGUUAGUUAGAGUUCCAUUGAGCUCGUUG